Molecule: messenger RNA, 1106 nt
Organism: Ceraceosorus guamensis
Lineage: Eukaryota; Fungi; Basidiomycota; Exobasidiomycetes; Ceraceosorales; Ceraceosoraceae
Exons: 3
Coding region: 309-1067 (252 amino acids)
Biological process (GO): mitotic sister chromatid cohesion
Cellular component (GO): chromatin; nucleus
Molecular function (GO): protein-lysine-acetyltransferase activity
Source: RefSeq, a predicted model, not a curated record
CAUCAAGGCUCAGGCGCGCUCGCUUUCACUCGCUACCGCCUCAUCAUCCGAUCUGCCAAAGCCUUAGCAGAGAAGUCGCUGCCAAGGCCAAUGAUCAGCGCCUGCAUGCACAGGUACCGUCAUCUCCAACCACACCUUUCCAGGCGGGCGGAUGGAGUAGCCCGCAAUCCAACGAGAACCGGCCUUCUAGCCCUGCCACAUCGAUUCCAGGCAGCCCGGAGCCCAGCUCAGUCGCCAAAGUAACGUCGUCCCCUUGCCACCGCCCGUCGUCCAAGAAGCAACCUCUGGCUGUGCGUCCGCAAGAGCAGAUGGUCCUGGACCUUGGACAGCGCAUCCAGAGCACGUGCCGAGAAUGCGAAAUGUCCUUUGACAGAUCGGACGUCAACGAUGUGGCUCUUCACACCAAAUACCAUGAGCGCAUGACUCGUGGGGUGGAGUGGAGCACCAAGCUGGUCGAUGCGGGCGAAGAGUGCGGGAGCGUCAACAUCCCACCAGCCAUCGCAAAGAAGCUAAAAGCGGGCAGCAACGAGGUCCGAUUGCUCCGGUACAGCCUCGCUAGCAACACGAACGCUAUGCUCAGUCGCAAGAUUGAAGAAGUCUGCAAAUGUGUCGACGAGGCGCUGGGAGCUGCGAGGCUGGCGGAUCAGGCGCGCAAGGAGGGCAAGCUGCUCGUGGGCGUGUCCAAAUCUGGUCGCGUGCUGGGCGCUGCAGUCGUGGGACCCUGCCCGCCCAAGUCCGCUCGCCGAGUCGCUCCUCACGAAGAUGGCAAAGACGCCGUGUUCAUCUCUGACGAUCCAGCCGAAGCGCGCUCGCCACCCUUGGCAGUGCACCGCAUCCACGUCCUCCAUCCUGCCAGACGAGCAGGACUGGGCGUCGCUCUGCUCGAUGCGGCGCUGGCUGGCGCAGUGUAUGGCAUGAGCACCGCUUCGAUCGAACGAAUGUGCGGUGGAAGAGCGGGAACGACGGCUUUUAGCCAGCCUACGCAGGCGGGAAGGAAGCUGGCUGAAGCGUGGAUCGAGCGCGGCGGCAGCGCACCGUUGGAGCUGCUCAUCUCUCACGCGCUUUGAGUUGGACCCUGGAGGAACCGGUCCCCCACGGGGAGCCCG